Molecule: messenger RNA, 2649 nt
Organism: Phyllopteryx taeniolatus (common seadragon)
Lineage: Eukaryota; Metazoa; Chordata; Actinopteri; Syngnathiformes; Syngnathidae
Gene: tfpia
Product: tissue factor pathway inhibitor a
Exons: 7
Coding region: 142-1023 (293 amino acids)
Biological process (GO): negative regulation of peptidase activity
Cellular component (GO): extracellular region
Molecular function (GO): serine-type endopeptidase inhibitor activity
Source: RefSeq, a predicted model, not a curated record
UCAAACGGAAGUACGCGCCCAUACCAGCUCACAAGUUUCGAGCACUUCCAACAAGUCCUGGUCGCUCCCAAACGUGAUCCUCGCUGCGGAUCAGGCUGCCGCCGUCUCUGUUAAGCCAGCCAACCAGCCAGACCUGGAACUAUGCUUCCUUGCAACGACUGGAACAAGCGGUGGCUUUUGUGCGCCUUUUGUCUCUCCUGGGUCUGCCUUUUGGGGACUUGCAGCAGAGCCGCGCAAGAGGGAGCUCAACCUGAACUGUUCAUCUUCAACGAGCUGUGUGCCCUGAAAGAGGAUCCAGGGCCUUGCAGGGCCGUGAGGGACAAGUACUUCUUCAACGUGGACACGGGCCACUGUGAGCUGUUUGAAUAUGGAGGUUGCGGAGGAAACGCCAACAACUUCGAAACCCUGGAGGCGUGCCAAGAAACGUGCAUUGUCUCAGAUGAUAAAAACCCAUGUCACUUACCCGAAGCGGAAGGUCCCUGUCGCGGCCUGGUGACGCGCUACUUCUUUGACAGCAACAGUCAGCAAUGCAAGCGCUUCUAUUACGGCGGUUGCUUUGGAAAUGCCAACAAUUUCAGGAGCAUCGCUGAGUGCCAGGCGAAAUGUCAAAAACAAGAAGACAUUGAAGUUCAGACCAGUGCCAAAAGAAUCAGUGAUGUGCAACCAACUGUAUUAACUGGUGAGCAAACGGUCAACAUCGCUGUGGUGCAAAUGAACAACACCGAUGCAGAGUAUUCACAAGAUGUGAAGGUGCCGGAUGUGUGUUCGGGUCCUGUGGACAGAGGAACGUGUGAGGGCAUUAUGCGCAGGUUUACCUACAAUCCCAACACCAAGCGAUGUCACGAGUUCCUGUACAGCGGCUGUGGAGGGAACGACAACAACUUCAAACACCGGAGACAGUGUAUCAGGAAGUGCAUUAAAAGUCAAAAGGAUCGUGGGAUGAAGGUGAUUCGAAUAAGGAAGAAAAAUAUCCCCAACAUUCUUCACGGCUCAGUCAGAAGGCAAUGGGAAAAUUUGAACUAGAUUCUGCACUUCUCUACAGUCACCUGUCUCCACAUAUUAUUUUGUAGCAGUAUAGUUUUGAUAGUAAGUGCUGGGGGUUUUUGCUCAUAGUGACCACACACAAUUUACAUUUUCGUGCACAUGAUUUCAUUAAGUGGUUGACAAAAAACACUUGUGUUUUGCCAGUCUGAAAAAAAAUCAAUAGAUGAUUAUAUAAACAUUGAGUAUUGUAUUUGCUUUUUCCAUUUGACCGAUUUAAAUAAUCAUGAAGGUCUACCCUCCUGUUGUGAGUUUCUUCCCAAAAAUGUGUUUAAUCUUUAAAAAAAAAAGGCUAUCAGAAUGAUAUCUAAUUUAAUUGAAUUUUUUUCUAAUUUUCAAACUGAUCACUUUGACCAACAAUAUAAUAGGAAGGUUAAUAUACUGUAUAACUGUUUAUUUUUCCUCACAGUUAAUCUCUACAAUAGACAGUUUAAUCUGUGGACGGGCUUUAAUUCUCUGCUUUUAACUCAAACUGUAUUUAUCACAUAGUCAAUUCUGUCAUGUACUCACAGCUAAAAUCCACCAUGAACAAUUUCUUGUUUUUCCAAAUAAAAUAACUUUUUUUCCAAAAUUGUGUGCACUGAUGGUGCUCUUAAAAAUCACAGAAGGGGGCAGUGUUGUUCAAAAUUGGCUUCAUUGGCGCAUAGGUCUCAUUUCUUCUUUUAUAAGCUUGUCUUUACUGCUUUGUUGUAAAUUUUGACAAUUUUAAAAAUGUCACUCACAGGGCCCUACUGAUAAAUGUUUCAAAAUAUUUUGGUUUACUUAUUGACCCCGUUAUCUUAUUUACUGUAGAUGCCAUGUGUUGCCAAAUGCUAAAAUUAGCAUUUUUUUUUUAAAUCUUUGUAACAGUUGAAGUUGUACACACGUCACAACCAGGGGUGAACUGACCCCUGCAUCUGCUCUUUCAAAGCAAAUCCUCAAAAUUAUUGUUAAACUUCGACGCCUUGCUCCGCCUAUAAUAGGUGGCGUACCAAAAAGGUGAGUCAAUUUAGCCAAGCCCAUCUGUCUAGAAUACCUGCUUCCUAUUGGGGUUCAUUCAAACACAUUCCCUAUUAGUCACUGAUGGUGUAGUGGUACACUCGUCUGACUUUGGUGCAGGCAGUGUGGGUUCAGUUCCCACUCAGUGAUGGUGUGAAUGUGAGUGCGAAUGGUUGUCCGUGUCUAUAUGUGCCCUUCGACUGGCUGGUGACCAGUUCGGGGUGUGGUCCGCCUUUCGCCUCCGGCGCCCCGUGACCCUAACCAGGAUAAGUGGUGUUGAAAAUGGAUGGAUGGACAUUCCCUAUUGGAUUUAGUCAAAGUAUGAGCAAAAAUAGCUCCUAUAAACCAAAAUCACUAGCAUCCCACCUCGGUCUUUGAGACUUUUUGGUGCAUCAUUGGACAUGUUGGACAUGUCCAAUGAAUUCUGUGUUGUUUGGUGAAACUGGUGUUGGAAGCUCAUUUUUUCGAAUUUUCCAGGGGGCGCUAAAGAGAAGGCUUUUGGGCUUGGUGUUCAGAGCCACUAAAAUACAUACCUGUACAUUUUCACCUGGAUACAUGAGAAAAAUCAGUUGUCGCCCCCAAAACAUAAUUUAUUCUGUGGAAUGAUGAGAAUAAACACAGCUAUUCACA